AUGUCAGAUCAUCUUCAGUCUAUUAUUUCUAAUGAAAAUAUUGAAAAGCUAAUGUUAAGUAAAGAUAACAUUCUAGAAAAUGAUUUUCAAAAUACGAUAGAAACUAACAGUGAAAAAGAUAUAUUGGAAGUAAUAGAAAUCACUACAGAUACUACAGAUACUGAAGUAUCAGAAAUGGAAAUUGAAAAAGAUAUAUUUGAAAUAAUAGAAGUAAGUAAUAAUGAUAAUAGUGAUGUGGCAGUAG
Scutellospora calospora is the source of this 244-nucleotide messenger RNA. The record is from the annotation of a GenBank genome assembly. Lineage: Eukaryota; Fungi; Glomeromycota; Glomeromycetes; Diversisporales; Gigasporaceae.